Molecule: messenger RNA, 792 nt
Organism: Ilyonectria robusta
Lineage: Eukaryota; Fungi; Ascomycota; Sordariomycetes; Hypocreales; Nectriaceae
Exons: 2
Coding region: 1-792 (263 amino acids)
Source: RefSeq, a predicted model, not a curated record
AUGCCUCCAAGAACAACCCAGCUCGCGACAGACGGCAUCGCUGCGACCGAAGCCAUAGAAAAACUCUCCAAGAUCAACCUAAACUUCCACAUUCGCGUGGCGGCGGCCGAGGCCAACAGGGACACUCUUGACCUCAACAGCCUUAUUUACAAGGAGAGUCCAUUAUACAUUGACAACUUAACGCUGAGCGAGUUCGUACUGGAAGCAACACAAAAGUUCCUGACGAUUCUGUCACGGCUCCGCGCCAGCCGUCCCACUCGAGGACUAUCAGGUGCUCUGCAAUUGACACGAUCAACAUUCCCAAGAUUAUUACCGCUUUCCCACUACAAUCCAACCUCAGUGCCCUCAAGUUAUCCCCUCGCCGCAUCGGAACCGCUGUUGGCUCCUCUCGCGCUGACGAUCACGAGCAUCUUCAUCCAGCUCAUAUCCCUCUGCGAAUUAAGUGUAAAGCAUAUGACUGCACGUGUCGAGCGAAUCGCGGUCGACCCAAUCACGGCUAUCCCAGGCAUGACAUUCGGAGGCUUGCCGCUGGCAGAACCCUGCACUCAAGGGAUGCUGUUCUGCACUGUUGCUGUCCAUUUGCUAGAGAGGAUAGAACGAUCAUUGGGGAUUGCCAUGGUGCCCGAAGGCGGCGAAGCGGGCUUGCUAUCUCCGAAACAGAUGGAUGCUCUCUGGGGCGAGCUGGACGAGGGAUUCAGUACCGAUCAUGGUCGCGGCGCGAUGAGGCCAGCGAAUCUAAGGGAAGCAUUUGAAGAAUUAGGCCAAGUCUUUAAGCAGCUUUCCUUGGGUUAG